This is a messenger RNA of Drosophila melanogaster (fruit fly), 2122 nucleotides long. RefSeq lists its product as uncharacterized. Gene Ontology annotation, cellular component: nucleus. The transcript has 2 exons. The record is from RefSeq and is marked reviewed. Lineage: Eukaryota; Metazoa; Arthropoda; Insecta; Diptera; Drosophilidae. The coding region runs from base 181 to 1944 and encodes 587 amino acids.
AAAAGACGAUGACGGCUGCUGUGGGCUGUGAGGCCAAGACAUUUCGUGUUUCGACGCGUAACGCGACAGUUCCCCGGGCUAAAAAGCGCCUACGCCUCAGAAAAUAGUCAUCCGAAACGGUAACGCCUGCGGUCUAUGAGUGAUUCUUCGGUGUGGAGAAGAAUGGGUUUCAAGCACGCCAUGCUGCAGCGCAGUUACGACCUUUCGCCCUCGCCGGCGCGUACUUCACCCACCAAUGGAGUCCAGAACUUGGGAGCUGGGGCACAGUUGCCACCGGCUCAAGUCACUGACUUUAGCAUCAGUAAGAUUCUGGGCAAGGAGCGUAAAUCCGCUCAGGAUACGAGCACGAAUAUCCUGGAUCUAUCCAAGAGCAGUAGCAACAGUAUUAGGAGCCCACAGGCUCUUGGAGGGCUGGCAAUACCAUCAACUCCUUAUGCCUCCGGUGCCUACUCCAUGUUGCCGCCAGAUUUGGUGGCCAUGGCCAAUGCCACCAAGUUCUAUGCCCAAUUCUUCCCGCACUUACUGCCCGCCUAUGCGGCUGCUGCAGCGGCUGCCGGCUUGAGUACUCCUCCUACGUCGCCCUAUCAAACACAUCAGCAUCAGCAGCAUUUGCCAAAUCAGCAGAAACGCUUCUUUGCUCCCUAUGUGAUCAAUGGAUCGGUUCCCCCACCACCACCACUGCAGCAGCAACAGCAACCUCUCAUACGCACCAAAAGCACCGCAUGCACUCGUCCGGAUUGCCCGGAGUGCCUGGAUUAUUACCAAAGAUUGCAGACUGGUGGCUAUAAGCAGACCGCACCUCUCAUCUCACCCGCCGCCUCCUCGGUGAGCAGUUCCACCGGAUCAAUACGUCCUGUGAGGGAUCUGAUUAUGAGUGCCACUGGAGGAGCCGCCAGCACUAACAUCUCACUGACCACCGUGACCAAUCUGAGUCUGAACUCGGUCCAGGCAACGGCCGUCGGAAUGAUGCCCAAGAUGACCGGUGGACUGAUCACCACAGCCGUCGGCAGCAACAGUGGAGCAAUCGGUGGUAUCGGUGGAUACAAUGCCACAUCCGCCGAGGAGAUCAGCUACAAGUGCCGGAUUUGCGAGAAGGUAUUCGGAUGCUCUGAAACUCUGCAGGCUCAUGAAAAGACGCACAAAUCGCCGCGUUACGAGUGUGCGGAUUGUGGAAAGGGUUUCUCCCAGCUGCGAAAUUACAAAUAUCACCUGUCCGUUCACCGAGGAACCAAGGAGUUUGCCGCCGAGUGUCCCGAAUGUGGCAAGACAUUCAACGAUAAGGGAUAUUUGAGCAGUCACCUAAAGAUUCACCGGAACCGGAAGGAGUACGAGUGUCCUUACUGUCCCAAAUCGUUCAAUCAGCGUGUGGCCUUCAAUAUGCAUGUCCGGAUUCAUACCGGCGUGAAACCCCACAAAUGCAACGAGUGCGGAAAGAGAUUUUCGCGUAAAAUGCUGCUCAAACAGCACAUGAGGACGCACAGUGGUGAGAAACCGUAUCAGUGCUCCGUGUGCGGCAAGUCCUUUGCCGAUCGCAGCAACAUGACCCUGCACCAUCGCCUCCACUCGGGAAUCAAGCCCUUCAGCUGCCCCCUGUGCCCCAAAGCCUUCACCAAAAAGCAUCACCUAAAGACGCAUCUGAAUUACCAUACAGGCUGCAAGCCGUAUGUCUGCCCACAUCCCAACUGCAAUCAGGCAUUCACCCAGUCGAGCAAUAUGCGAACCCACGCUAAGAAGUGUCAGUACCGUCCGUUGGAUGGACUCACGGUCACAUCAUCCGCACUUCCAGUACCGGGAAAACAACAAACAGGUCCACCGCCCACUUUGGCCAUGGCCAUGGCUCAAACAUUUCAAAUGCCGCCACCUCCUGGAGUUCUAACACCUGGAUCUGGUCCAUCCCAACCGCCGAGUCAGCAAACCCUUCUCAGCAAUCUCAGGACAUUCUAAAUGGGUGGAAUCGUUGUGCCCGGCCAGUUUCAACCAAAUUUGUGGCAAUUACAAAGUGCAGUACUUCCACUGUUGUUAUUCAAUUUACAUUUAUUUUCAAGCAAUAAUUUUGCUAGAAAUUAAAUUAGGAAUAGACAUUAAUUAUUAUUAAAAUAGGCAUAUAUAUUGGCCAGUCAAU